Messenger RNA from Ilyonectria robusta, 237 nucleotides. RefSeq lists its product as uncharacterized. The record is from RefSeq and is a predicted model, not a curated record. Lineage: Eukaryota; Fungi; Ascomycota; Sordariomycetes; Hypocreales; Nectriaceae. The transcript is spliced from 2 exons. The coding region runs from base 1 to 237 and encodes 78 amino acids.
AUGGACGCCCCCAGCUUCAGCAACACCUCGUCUGCCUCAUCGGCUCAGCAGUCCCCCACAGUCCAGAUGGUUCCCCAACCCGUGCCCGCCCAGUCCAAGACCUCGUCCACCGACGUCUUUCUCAAGGAGUUCAACCUCGUUGCCGAGGCUGCCAAGCGCGCCCAAAUGGCCGUCAUGCAAACACUGCCACCACCACCAAUCAUUCAAUGCGAUCCAGACAUCCAGGGAAUCAACUAA